UGUUUAGUUGAAGUGGCGGGGUGGGACAACGAUGCCGAACACGUGUUGCGUGCCGGGUUGCCGUUCCGGCUACAAGGGCACGACCGAAAAGGUGUCGUUGUUCCGUUUGCCUAUUGACAAGGAACAGCGCGAGAAAUGGAAGCGGGCCAUACCGCGGCAGGAAGGUGGCGGUUUUAACUUCGAAUCGAAGUAUACGCGUGUGUGCGCGAAACAUUUCGACGCCUCCGACAUCGUCACUGCGUACAAUUUCAACAUCAACGGCGACGCCGUGUCCCUGGAGCGAGAGCAGCCGACGCUGAAGACUAACGCCGUUCCAAGGAUUUUUGAAGGCCUUCCAGCGUACCUCACGAAGCCCAAACCUCGGUCCCGCUCAUCGACAGUUCGACCCUCACGCAAACGACCACGUGAGUCGUCGGGUACGGUUGAAGUGCGCCGAUCAUCGCCGACGCCGUGUUCAGACUGGACUGAUGCUGCAUCAGCGAAUGACGAUUUGGCGCUUAGUGACCCGGUCGAAGACCACCACACAGACAAGGCUUCUCAAACAGACCGCGUGGUUGGCUGUACCAGCUGUGCUGAAGUGCAGACGUUGAGGUGCCAGCUUCGAGCCGCGAAACAGCAGCUUCAACAAUGCCAAGGAAAACUUGCCAAAUUGCGAGUGCAGUCUGCCAAGUACAAACGGCAACAGCAGAACCUUCAAAGCCUUUCAGAUCGCGAGAAAUUGAUUAUUGAUCAGUGUGUGAUGAAGGCGAGCGCCAAGUCUGCUCGAGCUGUGCGGUAAGUUCGAAGCACUGCAUCACAUAUAUAGUA
This is a messenger RNA of Dermacentor silvarum, 807 nucleotides long. RefSeq lists its product as uncharacterized. The record is from RefSeq and is a predicted model, not a curated record. The coding region runs from base 32 to 778 and encodes 248 amino acids. NCBI's taxonomy places the organism in Eukaryota, Metazoa, Arthropoda, Arachnida, Ixodida, Ixodidae. The transcript has 2 exons.